Messenger RNA from Anoplopoma fimbria (sablefish), 2213 nucleotides. RefSeq names its product clusterin (gene clu). Lineage: Eukaryota; Metazoa; Chordata; Actinopteri; Perciformes; Anoplopomatidae. The record is from RefSeq and is a predicted model, not a curated record. The transcript is spliced from 10 exons. The coding region runs from base 136 to 1500 and encodes 454 amino acids.
ACCGCUCCCGUUAUCCGCCGGUAUAAAAGCGAGGAGCAGAGACACUGCAGCAGCUUCAGACGGCCUGGAGUCUCAGGAAACUAGCAGAGGUUUUCUUCUCAUCAUUGCCUGCUGGCCCCGUGAGAGUCAGAGAGGAUGUUAAUGAUGAUGAUGAUGAUGAAGAAGAAGGGGUCCAAGUCUCUGGCUGUGAUGGCUCUUCUUCUGGCCUCAGUCAACUGUAUCCUUCCUCCAUCAAAAGAUGAUCUUAACAAGAUCUCUGUCGAGGGAGAAAAGUAUCUGGAUACACAGAUUGUAGAGGCUGUUAACGGAGUGAAGGAGAUGAAGAGCGUGAUGCAGAAAUCUUCAGAGGACCACCAGAGGUUUUUGGACGACCUGGAGAAAACCAAGGAGCAGAAAGAGGAAGCAAUACUUGCGGCUCAGGAGAUGGAGGCCAAACUGGAGCAGGAGCAAGAGGUUUGUAACGAGACCAUGAGGGCCCUGUGGGAGGAAUGUAAGCCCUGUCUGAAGAACACCUGCGUAAAGUACUACUCCCGAACAUGCAGCAGUGGAUCUGGACUGGUGGGACGCCAGCUGGAGGGGGUGCUCAACAGAACGUCUCCCUUCUCCAUCUGGAUCAACGGAGAGAACAUAGACGUCCUGGAGCAGGAAGGGCAACGUCAAAGCAACGAGUUCAGGAACCUGGAAGAAAAAUACACAGAGAUGGCAGAUGGUGUGGACAGCAUAUUUUCAGACAGCAUGAAGGUGGCUGAUCAUGUGCACUACAACCCUCCAGUGUUCUAUUUUCCCAAUUUCCUGGGACCGAGCAGAAGCAUUCGCUCUCUUUUCCACAAUCCGUUCCACGGCUUCCAGAAUUUGUUCACCCCCAUGAUGGGCAUGGGCAGGAACUUCUUCGACUCCAUGGGCUCCAUGACGGACAUGGACUCAGACACAGUUCCUAAUGAAGACGGCAGCGUGAACGAGGACGUGGUCGUCACCAAACCUUUUGGCAACGGCAGAAUGACCUGCAGAGAGAUUCGCCGCAACUCAGCCGGCUGCCUCAAGUUCCGUGAAGAGUGUCAGAAAUGCAAAGAGAUCCAGCAUAUUGACUGCUCCGGGAAGAAACCCUUCGAGGGCCCUCUGAAGGAGGAGCUGGAGGAGGCGUUGGCCAUGGCCGAGCGCUUCACUCAGCAGUACAACAGCCUCCUGAAGAGGUUCAAGGAGCAGAUGUUCAACAUCUCCUCCAUCCUGGAUCAACUCAACAAAGAGUUUGGCUGGGUGUCGUCUCUGGCGAACAACACCAGUUCCAAGGACAACUUUUUCCAGGUUCAGAUGGUUAACAGCACCAACACUGAUGAGAAUAAUCAGCCCGGAGAAACAGACGUGUCUGUGCGGCUCUUCGACUUUCCACCCUUACACUUUAGCGUGUCGGGCGACAUCCCCUGGAACAACCCCAAGUUCUCUGAGGUGGUGGCCCAGGAGGCUCUAGACCGCUACAAGGAAACCAGCGUCGUGGUCAAAUAAAGUCCCAACCUGCUCUGUCUGCUGACAAGUAAAUGUUCUGGACUCAUCAUAACUUACCAGAGGCCCCGACGAUAAACACACCUGAGAAGAAAUAAAACCUGACUGGUUCCACUGGUUCUGUUGUUCAUCCUCUUCAGGUCCUGCUUUUGCAAACAACUCAGUUUAACCUCGGUGAUUCAUAUUGUCGCAUUAGAGCUCUUUGUCCUGCUGUAAGAGAAGAUAUUCAGUAGAUGUAGAAAGCCAGCCUACUCAUGUCUAUCGUACCUUCAACAUAUGUGAGCUGGGCUUUGCAAAAAGGGGCCAUAGUGCUUAAAUGAUAUCUGCUUGUUUUUCUGUUAAACUUUAAAACAUAAUUGACUAUGAAAUGUUUUUUUCUCUGCAUUCAGCCUUUCUAAAGCAUGAAGAUUAAAUGGAUAUUUCCUCCACAACAGUUCAAUUAAACAAAAAUGGUUUGUUGCAAAGAUUUGUGGAAAAACGACAUUUAGAGCGAGUGAAUUAAAGCUGUUACAGUGACGUUAAAGACCCGAUCUACCCUUCUAUUAAUCUCUCUGUAAGAACUGUUAUCUGAAUUGUUUAAAGUGGUUGUUUUGCUGGAGUUAAACUCACUGAUUGGAGAGUUUUAAGUUGGGGAAUAGGAGUUGAUUAAGAUCAGGAUUGCUUUGAGCCCCCUCUGUACAGUCUAUGAAGGAAAAGAGAUCUAAUAAAUCCUGCUC